CGCUACCGCCGCCGCCGCCGGCCGGGGCCCAGCCAGCGCCCGCCUCGCCGGAGUCGAGUCGCAGCCGGAGCCGCUGCCCGCGGCCCCGCCAUGAGCGGAAGCGCCGCCGCCGCGGUCGCCGCCGCCGCCGCCUCAGCAGCCGCGGCCGCCGCGCACUUCCAGCCUCCGUCGUCGUCUCCCAGGCCGGGCCCCGCCGAGCUCGGGCCCCCGCGCCGCCCGCGCCCCCCCCCGCCGCCGCCGCCGCCGCCGCCGCCGCCCCGGCCCGAGCCCGCCGCCGCCGGCCGCCUCAGUCCUCAGGGCCACGGGCCUCUCCGGGCGGGCGCCCAGGGAGGCGGCGCCUGCGGCCGAGCGCCGGGUUCAGGUAGUGUUGGUGCUUCUUUCCAGUGCCAGUCUAUCCAUCACGACCAUAUCUGUCAUGAUGACAGUGACAAGAUAUCUCCUGAGGCCAAUUCUGCACUUCUACCUGGCCAUGCUAACAAGGGGAUUUGUGAAAGGGUGAGACUUCAGAGCCUGUUCCCUCUCCUCCCAUGUGAUCAGAACACUACCGUUCAAGAGGAUGCCCACUUCAAAGCUUUCUUCCAGAGUGAAGAUAGUCCAAGUCCCAAGAGACAGCGCCUCUCUCAUUCAGUCUUUGACUAUACAUCAGCAUCACCAGCUCCCUCACCACCAAUGCGACCAUGGGAGAUGACAUCUAAUAGGCAGCCCCCUUCCGUUCGACCAAGCCAACAUCACUUCUCAGGGGAACGAUGCAACACACCUGCACGCAACAGAAGAAGUCCUCCUGUCAGGCGCCAGAGAGGAAGAAGGGAUCGUCUGUCUCGACAUAAUUCCAUUAGUCAAGAUGAAAACUAUCACCAUCUCCCUUUCGCACAGCAGCAAGCAAUAGAGGAACCUCGAGCCUUCCACCCUCCGAAUGUAUCACCCCGUCUGUUACACCCUGCGGCUCAUCCACCCCAGCAGAAUGCAGUCAUGGUUGACAUACAUGACCAGCUCCACCAGGGUGCUGUGCCUGUUUCUUACACAGUGACAACAGUGGCGCCACAUGGGAUCCCGCUCUGCACAGGCCAGCACAUCCCUGCGUGCAGUGCACAGCAGGUCCCAGGGUGCUCUGUGGUUUUCAGUGGGCAGCACCUCCCCGUCUGCAGUGUGCCUCCUCCAAUGCUUCAAGCAUGUUCAGUUCAGCACUUGCCAGUCCCAUAUGCUGCAUUUCCACCCCUUAUUUCUAGUGACCCGUUUCUUUUACAUCCUCCUCACCUUUCCCCACAUCAUCCUCCUCAUUUGCCUCCACCAGGCCAGUUUGUUCCUUUCCAAACACAGCAAUCACGAUCGCCACUGCAGAGGAUAGAAAAUGAAGUGGAACUCUUAGGAGAACAUCUUCCAGUGGGAGGUUUUACUUACCCUCCAUCAGCUCACCCCACAACAUUACCUCCAUCCGCGCCUCUGCAGUUCCUAACACAUGACCCUCUGCACCAGGAGGUGUCCUUUGGAGUACCUUAUCCUCCAUUUAUGCCUCGGAGACUAACGGGACGUAGUAGAUACCGAUCCCAGCAGCCAGUACCACCUCCCCCUUAUCAUCCCAGCUUACUACCAUAUGUAUUAUCCAUGCUUCCAGUGCCACCUGCAGUAGGCCCAACUUUCAGCUUUGAAUUGGAUGUAGAAGAUGGAGAAGUAGAGAAUUACGAGGCUCUGUUAAACCUGGCCGAGCGACUGGGAGAGGCCAAGCCUCGAGGACUGACUAAAGCAGACAUUGAACAGCUUCCUUCUUACCGGUUCAAUCCUAACAACCACCAGUCAGAACAGACUUUGUGUGUAGUAUGCAUGUGUGAUUUUGAGUCAAGGCAGCUACUUAGAGUUUUACCAUGUAACCAUGAGUUCCAUGCCAAGUGUGUUGACAAAUGGCUUAAGGCAAAUCGUACUUGCCCAAUUUGCCGAGCUGAUGCUUCAGAAGUACAUCGGGAUUCAGAAUGAGCAACCUAAGAGCACAAAUUUAGUUUGGGUGUUCCUCAUCACAUGUAUAUACGGACUAUCCAUUGAACUGAAUCUGUGGCUUCCAGCCCUCCCCUUACCAAAAGGGUCAAUGGACCUUUCUUUGCACUGUGUGACUUAAUCAACUAUAAAAGCUUACAAUUAGUCUUCACAAUUAUGGGAUUGUUAUACUAACCGUGUGAUUGGAACUCCAAAGACUUUUCUUUAGCUUAAUUUUGUGUGUGCACUAACAUUCCCUGGUUUUUGUGUGAUCAUUCCGAGUAUUGCUGCAAGAUUACAGUGGACGUGAUCUUUUAGCAUGUGCUUUUAUAAAAAGUGGUAGCUCCAGAUGAUAUAGCAAUCUACCUUAUAUAGAGCCUUCAGAAACUGUGAGUGGAGAUGAAUGCAGUGUGUGACUGGUGGUGAUAAAUGUAUCUUUGUGUGUGAGUGUGCACAAUUACUUGUGUGAGGGCAUGGUAGCUAACGUGUGUUUGAGAUCCUAUAUACCAGCAUGUACCAGGAAUGUGUGUGUAGUUUUAAUUAUGCUGCAAUGUAUACUCUGGUGUGUUAUUUAAACAGCACUAGUACUGUACACUGGUUUCCCCCCUUGUGUUUGCUGUUGCACACUGAUUGCUAGGGUGCAUCAAUUAUAAGCAUCGAAUACCCCAUACUUUUCCCCCCUGUGAAUGGAAUGAGAAAAGCCUUCUUCCUUUGCUUUGGGCAGCUGUCACCUCUUCGUGGUGAUCCCAUCUGGGUCACCUUCAGAAAAAAAAGUGUAACAGAUUUCUCACUCCAUGAACCUGUUUUUUGUGUUUUGUUUUUUUCUUUUUGUUGUUGUUCAGUUGUGAAAAAGAAAAAUUUAAAUCUCCAACAUGCUGUUUCCAAAAAGAAGGUGCAAUAUCAUACAUCAUCAGUCAGCAAUAUUAGCAUUUCAGGCAGUGGUUUGAAUGUUGGGACUUUUUUCCCUUUACAUUUCCAGUAAGCUUCUUACAGGAAGUACUUGUGAUUUUUUUUUUUUUAAAUGUUUAGAUUUGUAGUCUAUUCUGAAGAUACUGAGUAAUAUAUUUCUAAGAUUACCACUGGUCCCUGAUGUCUCACCUCUUAGACUUCAGCAGAAUGAAGUCUGGUCAUUAAGUUGGCUUGACUGUAAUAUGUGUUCUUCAGGCUCCCAUAAACUAAAUUGUUUUAAGAAAACUUCUUGUUCAGGAUAGUUGACCUCCCAAACUGCAGCUCUGGAAGUUGUCUAGUUCUUCCCUCAGUCAAUGUGCUUCUCAUCAGACUUGUUUCCAGGAUGGGUCAAACGCUGUGACAGCUGAGUUCCUUAGACCUGAUGUGCUUUGAUAGUUCAUUGCUUUUCAGUUUUGUUUGAAUGAGAAGAUUUUAACAGGCAUCCAGAAAUACUUGCAGUAUAAAUGAAGAUUUGAUUUUUGUAUGAAAAAAAUAAUGCUGUAAAACAGGACUUAACCUUCAUUUAGUUAUCUGAGAUAAUACAUUGUGUGGGUUUUUUAAAUAAGUUUAUUGAGCAUAUUUCAGAUUGUUGAAAGUCAUUUUCCCAGCAGUGUUUAGAUUGCUUCUUUCAUUCUUGUGGUGUAUUCAACGUCGUCUGCCUCUUCCUGCAGUUGAUGUCAUUGCUUCAUUUGCAGUACGCAAGCUGCAUAAACCCAGUUAGGACUGUGAUGACUUGCUGCCAGCCUCACUUAACUUUCAGUUGGCUCUGUGUCCGUUUUCGACUCAGACGGUGUUAACUACUUGUUACUGCCAUGCUGCUGGCCUUCCCCUGAAGUCUGUAAGCGCAGUAAGAGUUCAGUAAAGUCAGUUCACACAAAAGCACAAUUUUGCCCUUUUCCAAACACUGUUGCCUCUAACUAGUCAUACAAAUAGGAUUUUGGCAUCCUUUCUGUUUGCCCAUAUAUUUGUUGGUGUUUCAGAAACCCAUCAGAACAAGUGGCAAAGUGCAUGUUACUUUCUUAAGCUCAUUAAAAUGACAAUCCCCCACCUGCUCCUGAAAAAGUGUGAUAAAGACCAAAAUUAUUGGCAUAAUAAUCAGUACAUUACAAAUCACGUUUGAGCUUUUAUUUUUUUAAUUAAAGAAUCAUGUUUAAAGUGGAAAACCCCAUCUUCUACAUAGACUUUUGUAUAGCUGCAGAGGAUUUAUAUCUGUACAGAUCUAACAUAACACUACUACACUCAGUAUUCCGCUUAUUGAAGCGUGCAAGUGAAGCACUUUUUCUAAUUUGUACAGAUAGCUAGUUAACAAGGCACAUUUACUAAUGACUAAGAAAAUAGCUUUCUUCUUUUCUUCCCUCUGACGAUGAAUUUCUGUCAUAUCCCUUUUUCCAGUUUUGUUUUGUUUCUGAGAGGCAGUUGGCAAUUGAGGAGGCAGCAAAGUCUUUUGAUAAAAUCCUGAAUUGUCGGCACUCUUGUGACUGAUCUCUCUCCGGGAAUGUCUGUUUCUUUGUGUGAGGCUCUUAGAGAUGUGUGCAGACUUGCUUAUAAGUGACUAGUUAGGAGUGUACAUGUCAUCUGAACUCUCUCAUAUUAGCCAUGGUUGAGCAACUUUGUGGCUAGCAGAAAAAAAGGAAAAAACAGUUGUUUGAUGCUGACUGUUGCUACCUUGGAUGAUACAGCAGAUAGCAGGCAGGUGUGGGUUUGUUGCCUUCUUCUCCCCUCCUACAACAGUGACUUUACCAUCUUAACUCUGGGCUUUGCUUUGGGGAGGCCCUUAGCUUCCCCCAUCCCCAACCCCCUACAUUUCCCCCCAAAAAAAACUCAAGGCCUCCAGGUAUAAAGAUCUCAUUAGGGUUUUCUGUCCUGAUUUUUUUUUUUUUAACAAAAUCUGGAAAAUGUGAAUGCAUAUUUAGAUUUUAUAUACUUUCUGAAAGAUUAUUAAAUUGGGGCCUCAUAAUAUUUUGAAUGAGAUCUUCCAACUCACAUGUGAAUAUUUUUCACAGAUAUUAGGCCUUCAUUAAGAGAACUGUUUCCCCCUGUUGGUACAUUUGGUUACCUCAUUUUGCUGUUUGUUUCAGAUUAUGAAAGCUUACAGGGGUGUCUCUUUGGAAUCAUUUGCUGAGUCAUUUCCUCAAGUCAUAUUCCAUUGUGUCAGUUAACAUAUAGUUUUAAAUGUACGUAUUAUAAAUAUCUGUAACCAAAUCAUUUGAAGGCUUGAUAAAUUUUUAACAAAGUUUGUACAUUUUUUAUGAAAGUUACUAGUAAUGCUUUACUAAGUAGUGCAAUGAAUUUUUAUUUUUAAUCCCUGUGCCCAAUUUUGGAGUUGAGAGGGUUGUUGGUAAUAAAUGUAUGAUGUACACUUAAA
Messenger RNA from Erinaceus europaeus (western European hedgehog), 5278 nucleotides. It is a transcript of the gene RNF38, whose product is annotated as ring finger protein 38. The record is from RefSeq and is a predicted model, not a curated record. The coding region runs from base 91 to 1968 and encodes 625 amino acids. The transcript has 13 exons. Lineage: Eukaryota; Metazoa; Chordata; Mammalia; Eulipotyphla; Erinaceidae.